GGUGCUUUGUUUUUGACAGAUUUAUAGGUUAAAACUUGAAAAUAUUAUAAUCACUUGCAAUCUUGCAAAUUUAAAGAGUAGCAAAUUAAUACAAUUAUUUAUUAUAAUAAUUUAGUAAAUUUUUAAAGAAAUGGCGGAUUCAACUUUAAAUUGGUGUCUCAUUGAAAGUGAUCCUGGCGUAUUUACAGAAUUAAUAAAAGAAUUUGGCGUUCAAGGUUUACAAGUCGAAGAAUUGUGGAGUUUAGACGAGGAUCAGUUUGAAAAUCUCAAACCUGUUCACGGUUUAAUAUUUUUAUUUAAAUGGGUUCACGAUGAUGAACCAUUAGGAACAUUGGUACAAGACAGUCGACUUGAUAAAAUUUUUUUCGCAAAACAGGUUAUAAAUAAUGCUUGUGCGACUCAAGCGAUUCUCAGUGUUUUACUUAAUUGUAAACAUCAAGAUGUUGCCUUGGGACCAAAUUUAGAGGAAUUUAAAAAUUUUUGUCAAAGUUUUGACGCUAAUAUGCGUGGUUUAGCAUUGAGUAAUUCAGAUGUCAUUAGACAAGUUCAUAAUUCAUUUGCCAGACAAACACUUUUUGAAUAUGAUUCAAAAUUAUCAGGAAAAGAUGAAGACGUAUUUCAUUUUGUAAGCUAUUUACCUAUUGAUGGACGACUUUAUGAAUUGGAUGGAUUGAAAGAAGGUCCUAUGGAUUUAGGUCCAUGUCCAUCUGGUGAUCAAUGGGUACAAGCUGCGAAACCAAUUAUUCAAAAAAGGAUAAAUAAAUAUAACGAGGGCGAAAUACAUUUUAAUCUAAUGGCAGUGGUUUCGGAUAGAAAAAUGUUAUAUGAACGUGAAAAGGCAAAAUGUGGUGAUCCAACUGAAGUAGCACGUCUACAGGAAUUAAUUGAAGAGGAAGUGAGAAAAUUGAAACGAUAUCAAAUUGAAAAUAUUCGACGAAAACACAAUUAUCUUCCUUUAAUCAUGGAAUUAUUGAAAGCACUUGCCAAAGAUGGAAAACUUGUCUCUCUUUAUCAGAAGGCAAAAGAACGAGCAAUCGAAAAGGAAUCUAAAAAAAAUAAAGUUUAAAAUUCUACGCUUAUUUAUUUGAAAAUCGUAUUUUGCCUACGUUGUUGGCUCUUCUUUUUUUUUUUACAUAGUGUACGAAUUUUCAAACACUUUAAUAUAAUUAUAUUUACACAAUUA
This is a messenger RNA of Leptopilina boulardi, 1183 nucleotides long. It is a transcript of the gene Uch-L5, whose product is annotated as ubiquitin carboxyl-terminal hydrolase isozyme L5. The record is from RefSeq and is a predicted model, not a curated record. NCBI's taxonomy places the organism in Eukaryota, Metazoa, Arthropoda, Insecta, Hymenoptera, Figitidae. Gene Ontology annotation, cellular component: cytoplasm. Gene Ontology annotation, biological process: protein deubiquitination; ubiquitin-dependent protein catabolic process. The transcript has 6 exons. The coding region runs from base 131 to 1066 and encodes 311 amino acids. Gene Ontology annotation, molecular function: cysteine-type deubiquitinase activity.